Molecule: messenger RNA, 1389 nt
Organism: Musa acuminata AAA Group (dessert banana)
Lineage: Eukaryota; Viridiplantae; Streptophyta; Magnoliopsida; Zingiberales; Musaceae
Exons: 1
Coding region: 1-1389 (462 amino acids)
Source: RefSeq, a predicted model, not a curated record
AUGUCAAGCGAUCAGCAAAUUCACCCCGGUGGAUCCUCAAAUGCGGAGCUCCCCGCCUUGGGGGAACAGCGUGACGAGACCCACGACGAACGCCCCGCAGCGGUAUCAGAACGUUACUGGCGACUGUUCAACGACCCGGGCUUGUCACCCCCUGGUGGCACACCCGCCGACUCCCCGCAGGUGUCGCCCGAGGCCUUUCAUGACCUCGCCCACCAGGUCCGAACUCUGACAAGCAUGGUGCAGACCAUUGUCUCCCAACGAACCCCUCCGCGUGCGGCGAGGCCCUCGCAGCAACAGGAGACUCUCGCCCGGACCCACGCGCCACCCCCAGAACUUCCGGGCUCACCUCGAAACCCCACAACCCGACUGGGGAGCACGGAAGCCGAGGGCACGGUGAUCCGCCCCGAGCCCGAGGCCCCGACUGUUGACUCGACGAACGCCCUACGGGCCCAGCUGCGCCUCGUCAGUCAAAGGUUGGACGAGGUACAACAGGAGGUCCGUAAGUCAAAAGGAGAACUCGGGACGGACGGACACCAAGGAUCUCUGUUCACCCCCAAGAUACAGGAUCAGGCGAUCCCGUCGCACUUCUGCCUCCCUGCCCUGGACGCGUAUGACGGCGCAACCGACCCCGCGGACCAUGUGGCCGCUUUCCGGGCCCGGAUGGCCCUAUUCGGGACUUCAGACGCCCUGAUAUGCCGGGCGUUCCCGACGACCUUGCGAGGACCAACCCGCGCGUGGUACAGCGGCCUGAAGCCAGGGACCAUCGCCUCCUUCGACCAGCUCGCCAAGGAUUUCGAGCUUAACUUCCUGGCGUACUCCCGACCAAAGCCAUCCAUGGCGUUGCUCUUGGGGCUCAACCAGAAGGAGGACGAGCCCCUUUCUCACUUUGUGAACCGGUUUACGACGCAAAUCCGUGGAUUAUCGGAUGCUCACCCCUCUCUCUUGAUGCAGGCCUUCAUGACAGGCCUGCGGCCCUCCAGGUUCUUCUGGUCCCUCGUGGAAAGGCCCCCCGUCGCGGUCCCUGAGAUGCUCCAACGGGCCAGCCAGUUCAUCGCCACAGAAACCUGGAUGGUGGGAAGGCGAGAGGAGCACAGAAAGGUCAAGUCGGAGCCUCCCCGACACCAGCAACCCACCACCUCCCGGCGAAAGUUGGACAGGCCUGACCCAAGGCCUCCUCUUCCCGCCUUGAACUCUUCUCGAACGGAGAUAUUCCUACACGAAAGGGGGAAGGGGCUGCUCAAGGACCCCCACCCGAUGAAGAACCCGCGAGAGCUCGCAGACCACUCGAAGUACUGCCGAUUUCAUCGACAGCACGGGCACGACACGGAGCAGUGUUACGAGCUAAAAAGACAAAUCGAGGAGCUCAUCCUCAGAGGCCAUCUCGGCUAG